AUGUCACGACGGUCAGAUCCGCUUGAUUGCAAAGUGUACGUUGGAGGCUUGCCACAGGAUGCUACAUCUCAGGAGCUUGAAGAUGCAUUCAAUCGUUUUGGCCGCAUACGUAAGGUUUGGGUUGCCCGGCGUCCUCCAGGAUUUGCGUUUGUGGAAUUUGAAGAUGCCCGUGAUGCUGAGGAUGCCGUAAAAGCAUUGGAUGGGACAAGAAUUUGUGGGGUACGCGCUCGCGUGGAAAUCUCACAUGGUCGUCGUCGAAACGGCGGUUAUGGUGGCGGUGGAGGUGGUGGAGGUGGUGGUUAUUACGAGGGUGGCCGUCGACGUUCAAGGUAUUUGGAAACGAAAAGAGUAAGUUAUUUUAGCCCAUCCAUGCGGUUACCACUACUAUUGUUACCACAGCCAUUACUACUACUACUAUUGCUACUACCACUACUAUCACAACUCAUCUCAACAUCAGCACCUACUUCAUCUGCUUUUCAACUACUACUAUCAGUUCUACCAUUACCUAACGAAUAUCUUCAUAGAAGCAUUACGACUUUUUCAUCGCUUCAUCGGUUUUCGUCGCCUACACGUUUGUCUGCAACAAACAUGCAGCAGCAGGAAAUUUCCUGCAUGAAGUCGCCAUACUAUCGGAGGACACGUAGCCGUUCCAUCACACCACCACCACGUAAAUCGCCUCGAUAUGACGAAAGACGGAGUAUGAGCAGAAGCCUAAGCAGGUAA
Messenger RNA from Cercopithifilaria johnstoni, 723 nucleotides. Lineage: Eukaryota; Metazoa; Nematoda; Chromadorea; Rhabditida; Onchocercidae. The record is from the annotation of a GenBank genome assembly.